Messenger RNA from Nycticebus coucang (slow loris), 1838 nucleotides. It is a transcript of the gene SCPEP1, whose product is annotated as serine carboxypeptidase 1. Gene Ontology annotation, biological process: proteolysis. Gene Ontology annotation, molecular function: serine-type carboxypeptidase activity. The record is from RefSeq and is a predicted model, not a curated record. Lineage: Eukaryota; Metazoa; Chordata; Mammalia; Primates; Lorisidae. The transcript is spliced from 13 exons. The coding region runs from base 59 to 1417 and encodes 452 amino acids.
GUCACGUGGUGGGGCACCAAGCCUAGCCUGUCCCUGAUGCUGCCGCGCGGUAUUCGUCAUGGAGCCGGCGCCUCGGUCCCCUCCUGUACCACGGUGGCUGCUGCUGCUGCCGCUGCUGCUGGGCCUGAGCGCGGGAGCUGUCAUCAACUGGCCCACAGAGGAGGGCAAAGAAGUAUGGGACUACGUGACUGUUCGCAAGGAUGCUUACAUGUUCUGGUGGCUUUAUUAUGCUACCAACCCCUGCAAGAACUUCUCAGAAGUGCCCCUGGUCAUGUGGCUUCAGGGCGGACCGGGUGGUUCCAGCACUGGAUUUGGAAACUUCGAGGAAAUUGGGCCCCUUGACAGUGAUCUCAAACCUCGAAGAACCACCUGGCUACAAGCUGCCAGUCUCCUGUUUGUGGAUAAUCCUGUGGGCACCGGGUUCAGUUAUGUGAACAGCAGUGACGCAUAUGCCAAGGAUCUCGCUACAGUGGCUUCAGACAUGAUGGUUCUGCUGAAGACCUUCUUUGAUUGCCACAAAGAAUUCCAGACAGUUCCAUUCUACAUUUUCUCAGAAUCCUAUGGAGGAAAAAUGGCAGCUGGCAUUGGUCUCGAACUUUAUAAGGCCGUUCAGCAAGGGACCAUCAAGUGCAACUUUUCUGGGGUUGCUUUGGGUGAUUCCUGGAUCUCCCCUGUUGAUGCGGUGCUCUCCUGGGGACCCUACCUGUAUAGCAUGUCUCUUCUUGAAGAUGAAGGUCUGGCAGAGGUGUCUCAGGUUGCAGAGCAGGUCCUGGAUGCCAUAGAAAACGAGAAAUACAAAGAGGCCACUCAGCUGUGGGGGAAAGCAGAAAUGGUCAUUGAACAGAAUACAGAUGGAGUGAACUUCUAUAACAUUUUAACUAAAAGCACUCCCAUGCCUGCAAUGGAGUGGAGUCUAGAAUUCACCCAGAGCCACCUACUUCGUCUUUGCCAGCGCCACGUGAGACACCUACAAAGAGAUGCCUUGAGUGAGCUCAUGAACGGCCCCAUCAGAAAGAAGCUGAAGAUUAUUCCGGAGGAUCAAUCCUGGGGAGGCCAGGCUGCAAACGUCUUCAUGAACAUGGAGGAGGACUUCAUGAAGCCGGUCGUUGACAUUGUGGACAAACUGCUGGAGGCUGGGCUCAAUGUGACCAUCUAUAAUGGGCAGCUCGAUCUCAUCGUCGACACCAUGGGUCAGGAGGCCUGGGUGCGAAAACUGAAGUGGCCAAAACUGCCCAAAUUCAACCAGCUGAAGUGGAAGGCCCUGUAUAGCGAUCCUAAAUCUCCAGAAACAUCAGCUUUUGUCAAGUCCUACGAGAACCUGGCUUUCUACUGGAUUCUAAGAGCUGGUCACAUGGUUCCCUCUGACCAAGGGGACAUGGCUCUGAAGAUGAUGAGGCUGGUGACUCAGCAGGAAUAGGAUGGACUGGGCUUUAGCUGAGCUGGUUUGACCUCCGGCAUAGGAGCCGAGCCGAGGACCCUGAAGCUGUGGGAAGCACCAUUCUUCCCUGAAUCUAACCAACCUGGCCUGCAAUCCAGAAGGUUCCUGCCCACCUACCAGCUUCUGCAGAGGUUAAAAUCAUUACCUCUGGGGCAGCUUGAAAGUCAUUUCUGCUUCUUAAAAAACCUAUACAAUUUUUAAAAUGAGAUUUGUUUUAAUCAAAAUGUGGGAUAAUAGGUUAACUUUUUCUUACUACAAAAGCAAAUGCUUUAGCCAGGCAUUGUGGCGGGCGCCUGUGGUCCCAGCUACUCGGGAGGCUGAGGCAAGAGACUCGCUUAAGCCCAGGAGUUAGAGGUUGCUGUGUGCUGUGAUGCCACGGCACUCUACCAAGGGUGACAAA